Vicia villosa (hairy vetch) is the source of this 813-nucleotide messenger RNA. RefSeq names its product ethylene-responsive transcription factor ERF118-like. Gene Ontology annotation, molecular function: DNA binding; DNA-binding transcription factor activity. The record is from RefSeq and is a predicted model, not a curated record. The coding region runs from base 1 to 813 and encodes 270 amino acids. The transcript has a single exon. Gene Ontology annotation, biological process: regulation of DNA-templated transcription. Lineage: Eukaryota; Viridiplantae; Streptophyta; Magnoliopsida; Fabales; Fabaceae.
AUGGAUCCUCCACCAUCUCAUGUCUCUAAAAGUAGAACAAUAUUGAAAAUUAAAUAUGAUGAUCCUGAUGCAACGGAUUCUUCCUCCGAUGAAAGAGAUAAUUUUAUUGUUGAUCCAACAAAGAGGAAGAGAGUUGUGGUUGAAAUUUCAUUCCCCAAUGUUCCAUGUGACCAAAUUGUUGAUAAUGGAUUGAACAAGAAUAAUAAGAAUGUUGGAACACCAAUGCAUGAAGUGAAACAACCAUCUUGCAAAUACAAAGGUGUUCGAAUGCGACAAGAGGGUCGAUGGGCGGCAGAAAUCAGAAACCCGAUUAAUGGUGCGCGUAGUUGGCUUGGAACUUUUGAUAGCGCGGAAGAGGCUUCUAAGGCCUAUGAAGCUAAAAGACAUGAAUUCGAAACCAUAUAUAAAAAGGAACUGUGUAAUAGGAAGAGGAACAAGAGAUUGAAAAAAGUUUCUUUUGCUGAACCUAUGGUUACUUCAUUCAAUGACUCGGAGAGUGACACGCCAAAUAUACCUUUAUCUUCGCCGAAAUUGGUUAAGAAUGUUGAGGUUUCAUGUGAUGAAACUAAUCCUUCAAAAACUUUGGACAUAGUGCAAGAACCGAAUGUGGUUGCGAGUGUUGAUAAAUCGUCCCAACUUGAAUCGGAUUGGUUAACAUUUGAUGAUUCAGAAGUGGACUUGAAUGAUCUUAGCGGCCUUGAUGACUUGAAUGAUAUUGAUAUUCCAUUUGAUUUUGAUUACUUUGGUACACAAUUUGCGGUUGAUCAUAAGAUUUCUAGUCGGAAAGAACCUCCUAAUAUACCCAAGCCAUAA